Molecule: messenger RNA, 1985 nt
Organism: Bombina bombina (fire-bellied toad)
Lineage: Eukaryota; Metazoa; Chordata; Amphibia; Anura; Bombinatoridae
Gene: CCT4
Product: chaperonin containing TCP1 subunit 4
Biological process (GO): protein folding
Cellular component (GO): chaperonin-containing T-complex
Molecular function (GO): ATP-dependent protein folding chaperone; ATP hydrolysis activity; ATP binding
Source: RefSeq, a predicted model, not a curated record
ACGUUAUUACGUAAGCUGUCAGCGUCUAUUGCGCCAUGCUCCUCCUCUAACCGGCGUUUUGUUCUGGAAGCUUCAGGCGCUGUGUUUCCCCUGCGCCUUGUAGUAUCUUCUGUCAUCCUCUAUCCUCCGACCACCCAACCACGGCUGACAUCUUCCGUAGGGGACUACUCAAGUUCAACUAAACAAAAUGCCGGAUAUUUCCGCACCCAAAGUAUCAGCGGCGGCGCCAGGUGGGGGACGAUCAGGAGGUGUCGGGAACGCCAGCAACAAGAUUAAGGGCGCUUACCAGGAUCGGGAUAAACCAGCACAAAUCCGAUUUAGUAAUAUUUCUGCUGGCAAAGCUGUUGCUGAUGCAGUUAGAACGAGCCUUGGACCUAAGGGCAUGGAUAAAAUGAUCCAAGACGGCAGGGAUGUAACAAUUACAAAUGAUGGUGCUACCAUUUUGAAACAAAUGCAGGUUCUGCACCAGCAAGCAAAGCAAUUAGUUGAACUUUCUAAAGCUCAAGACAUUGAAGCAGGAGAUGGAACUACAUCUGUUGUGGUUAUUGCUGGAGCCCUUUUGGAUGCUUGUUCCAAGCUCCUACAGAAAGGUAUUCAUCCCACUACCAUUUCUGAGUCAUUCCAGUUGGCUGUGGAAAAAGGAGUAGAAAUUUUAAACAAUAUGGCACAGCCUGUUGAACUAAGUGACCACGAAACACUACUAAACAGUGCAUCAACAUCACUGAACUCAAAAGUUGUGUCUCAGUAUUCUACUUUACUAGCCCCAAUGAGUGUUGAAGCUGUAAUGAAAGUGAUUGAUCCAUUGACUGCUACCGGGGUUGAUCUCAGAGACAUAAAAAUUGUAAAGAAACUUGGUGGAACCAUUGAUGAUUGUGAAUUGGUUGAUGGCCUUUACUUACUCAGAAAGUUGAAAAAUACUGGAGUAACUAGAGUUGAAAAAGCAAAGAUUGGUCUAAUACAGUUUUGCUUGUCUGCUCCAAAAACAGAUAUGGACAAUCAGAUUGUUGUUUCAGACUAUGCUCAGAUGGACAGAGUUUUGCGUGAGGAACGAGCCUACAUCCUUAACCUUGUAAAACAGAUCAAGAAGUCUGGCUGUAAUGUUCUUCUUAUUCAGAAAUCUAUUUUAAGGGAUGCCCUUAGUGACCUGGCUUUACAUUUCCUGAACAAGAUGAAAAUAAUGGUGAUUAAAGAUAUUGAAAGAGAAGACAUUGAGUUUGUUUGCAAGACUAUUGGCACAAAACCUAUUGCUCACAUAGACCAGUUUACUCCGGACAUGCUGGCAUCUGCAGAAAUGGCUGAAGAAGUUAGCCUGAAUGGGUCUGGAAAACUUGUAAAGAUUACAGGUUGUGCAAACCCUGGAAAAACGGUUACUAUUGUUGUUCGUGGCUCAAAUAAAUUGGUGAUUGAAGAAGCUGAGCGCUCUAUUCAUGAUGCUCUUUGUGUGAUUCGCUGCUUAGUAAAGAAAAGGGCUCUGAUUGCUGGAGGAGGUGCCCCUGAGAUUGAAUUAUCCCUGCGAUUGAACGAAUAUGCUAGAACUUUAAGUGGCAUGGAAUCCUACUGUAUUCGAGCUUUUGCUGAUGCUUUGGAAGUUAUUCCCUCCACGCUAGCUGAAAAUGCAGGCCUGCACCCCAUAUCUACUGUAACAGAGCUGAGAAAUAGACAUGCGCUGGGUGAAAAAACAGCUGGUAUUAACAUACGGAAGGGUGGCAUUUCUAAUAUUUUGGAAGAGCUUGUUGUUCAGCCGUUGUUAGUGUCUAUCUGCUCUCUAACAUUGGCCACAGAGACCGUGCGCAGUAUUCUGAAGAUUGAUGAUGUGGUCAACACACGAUCCUAAGUGAAGAUGUGAGAAAUAUAAAUUCUUAUUUCAUUUCAACACUUGUGGCAACAUCUGUAAGCAACUCAAAGCUGGCGGUCAAUGAAGUGUUCUGUCUAUACUGUUGUCAGCACUUAAUUUAAUAAAAUUGUUACGUUACGUUUUGCAGUCA